GCUGCGUGUCCCCGGCAUUCACUCAGCCUCUCACCCAGCCUGUAGCAGUCUCUCGCCCGGUGCAGCACCAGCAACUCCCCUCUGCAGAGUUGGAGGGACCAACAUGUCCUCCUCUUACGCGUCCUCGGAGUGCCGCCGUGUCAGCCCCUCGGUGCACGGCAACAAAUUCGCCACCGCGCACCGGAAGAAGGCCGUGGCCAACAUAUUCGAUAACGUGAACCAGGACGCGCUCAUGAGGCUGUUCCAGAAGACCGGUGACAUGAAGGCGGAGGAGCGCGUGCGGAGCAUCUUCUCCUACACGCAGGACCCGGAGGAGACGGCGCGAGCGCUCAUGGCUCUGAAGCAGCGCAAGAAGGACAAGUUCCUGCAGAUCGCGGGCAUGCUGCGGCACCUGCUCCAGAUGCGCUGAUCUGACUCUUCCACUGGACCGUCUGGGUCAUGAAUGUUGGAAACUCUUACCCGGGUCACCUGCAGCAGAGGAGCGGCAGGUGGACGCGCAGCCCGGCCGCCUGGAGCGCACCGCCGCGGGCAGCUGCCGCCUCACAGGUCGAGGAUGGCGGCAGCAGCGGCAGAGGAGCUUCCUGCCUUGCCGCGUUGGAGAAUGGAAUAUAAAGGGCAUACAAAAACUUCCCUGAGAAUUGAACGCAUCGCUGUGGAUGCUGGGGAGCGGCGCCCUGCUGAGGCGCUGCAGAAACAGACUCUCAGUGCCGAUACCUGCAGCCGCCUGACCUGAACACAUGCCUUUUCUCUCUCUGAACACCUCCUAAGUGGCCACUGAUGUGUUUUUUCACACUGAUUUGCAUUGAUACUGUUCCUUUGUUUUGUAAUAAAUUAUUCCGUUUUGUACAAGAAGUGAA
Eleginops maclovinus (Patagonian blennie) is the source of this 857-nucleotide messenger RNA. It is a transcript of the gene tcima, whose product is annotated as transcriptional and immune response regulator a. Gene Ontology annotation, cellular component: cytosol; nucleus. The transcript has a single exon. NCBI's taxonomy places the organism in Eukaryota, Metazoa, Chordata, Actinopteri, Perciformes, Eleginopidae. Gene Ontology annotation, molecular function: Notch binding. The record is from RefSeq and is a predicted model, not a curated record. The coding region runs from base 104 to 409 and encodes 101 amino acids. Gene Ontology annotation, biological process: endothelial cell activation involved in immune response; negative regulation of Notch signaling pathway.